UGCGGCUGGCGGCUCCUGGCGGCUCAUUCCCGGUCCCGGAGCGGAGCGGAGAGGCGGAGCGCAGCGCGACCAUGGAGCAGCACUGAACCGGCGCUCCGCGGCCACAAACCCCGACCUGCUGACAGACCACUCUGCCACACAGCCAUGCUCCGACCCAGAACACUGUAACGCUGACUGACGCCGCCGCUCGCCGGUUAACACACGGCGGCUGUCCGGUGAUCCCUCCUCUCCUCCGGUCUGUGUACACGGAGCCCCCCACCCUUCUCCCCCUGUCUCACCCCCGGCUCUCCAUCAUCUCCCUCCGGCAGCAUGUCCGCGGAGGAGCCGCUUGGGGUCGAGCCCGGAGCCGAGUGGCUCGUAAGCGAGCUGGAGCGCCUGUCCCGGGAGCUGAGCGAGACGACCCGGGAGAAGAUCCAGGCUGCGGAGUACGGGCUGGCCGUGCUGGAGGAGAAACAGGCGCUCAAGCAGCAGUUCGACGAGCUGGAGGCCGAAUACGAGGCCGUGCGGCAGGAGCUCGAGCAGCUCCGGGAGGCUUUCGGGCAGGCUCACUCAAACCACAGGAAGGUGGCGGCGGACGGCGAGAGCCGGGAGGAGUCUCUGAUUCAGGAGUCUGCCUGUAAGGAGGCGUAUUACGAGCAGCGAGUGCAGGAGCUUCAGACCGAGCUGAGGCAAAUACGCAAUGUCCUCACCAACACCCAGUCUGAGAACGAGCGCCUGGCCACCAUCACGCAGGAGCUCAGAGAGAACAGUCAGAUGGUGGAGCUGCAGAGGUCGCGUCUCCGUGAUGACAUUAAGGAGUACAAGUUCCGCGAGGCUCGUCUGCUGCAGGACUACAGCGAGCUGGAGGAGGAGAACAUCACUCUGCAGAAACACGUCUCCAUGCUCAAGCAGAGCCAGGUGGAGUUUGAGGGCCUGAAGCACGAGAACCGGCGCCUUGAGGAGGACACACAGUUCCUCAACAGCCAAUUAGAGGAUGCCAUCCGUCUGAAAGAGAUCGCAGAGAGGCAGCUGGGAGAAGCUCUGGAGACCAUCAAGACCGAGAGAGAGCAGAAGGCAGCCCUGAGGAAAGAGCUGUCCCACUACAUGAGCAUCGGGGACACCAUGUACCACAAUCCUCUGAACAUCUCUCUGGACGGGCUGAAGUUCAGCGACGACGCGGCGACCGAGCCCAACAACGACGACCCCAUCCACACCUACGAGAACGGCUUCGACAAGAUCACCAACGAGGACGACAACCGCAUCUCCACGCCGAAGAAGAGCGAGCUGUUCCACCCCGCCCCCAGCCUCGUAGACGACCUGCUGAGCGAGCUCAACAUCUCUGAGAUCCAGAAGCUCAAACAGCAGCUUGUGCAGGUGGAGCGUGAGAAGGUGACUCUGCUCUCCACGCUGCAAGACUCUCAGAAGCAGCUGGAGCAGGCUCACGGCGCUCUGUCAGAGGAGCACGAGAAAGUCAGCCGCCUCACUGAGAACCUCAAUGCCAUACGCAAGCUCCAGGCCAGCAAGGAGCGGCAGUCAGCCCUGGACAACGAGAAGGAGCGUGACAGCCACGAGGACGGAGACUAUUAUGAGGUGGACAUCAACGGCCCUGAGAUCCUGGAGUGCAAGUACAAAGUGGCUGUAUCAGAGGCAGGUCACCUGAAGGAGGAGCUAAAGACCUUGAAAACAGAGUAUUCUGCCUGCCAGUCGCAGUAUGAGGAAGACCGCACCCGGCUGGAGAGCGAAGUGACCAACCUCCGUUCUCAGCUGGGAACCCUGGAGCACAGCAGCCGGGCAGAGCGGGAGCAGCUGGCACGAAUGGAGAAGGAGCUGCGGCAGGCGAGCGAGGUAGCAGGGGAGUCGCAGGGCAGCCUCAGCGUGGCCCAGGACGAGCUGGCCACCUUCAGCGAGGAGCUGGCCAACCUCUACCAUCACGUCUGCAUGUGCAACAACGAGACACCCAACCGCGUCAUGCUGGACUUCUACCGCGAGGGCAAAGCCAACCCAACAGGCCGGAGCAGCCCUGAAGGUCGUGGCCGCCGCUCGCCCAUCCUGCUGACACGAGGCCUCUUCCCCACCCCUGACAGUGAAUCUCCAUCUCCAGUCUCCUCCUCCCUGCCGUCCCCGGUGGCCGACCCACGCAAGGAGCCGAUGAACAUCUACAACCUUGUGGCCAUCAUCCGCGACCAGAUCCGCCACCUGCAGCUGGCUGUGGACCGCACCACCGAGCUCUCCCGCCAGCGCGUUGCCUCCAUGGAGCUGGGCCCUGGUGCCGACAGGGAUCAAGAGGCCAGUCUGGAGGAGAUCCUCAAGCUCAAAUCUCUUCUCAGCACCAAGAGGGAGCAGAUUGCCACCCUUAGAACCGUCCUUAAGGCCAAUAAGCAGACUGCUGAGGUAGCGCUGGCCAAUCUAAAGAGCAAGUACGAGAACGAGAAGGCCAUGGUGACGGAAACCAUGAUGAAGCUUCGCAACGAGCUCAAAGCCCUGAAGGAGGACGCCGCCACCUUCUCCUCCCUCAGAGCCAUGUUCGCCACACGCUGCGAUGAGUACGUUACUCAGCUGGAUGAGAUGCAGAGGCAGCUGGCGGCAGCAGAAGACGAGAAGAAGACCCUGAACUCUCUCCUCCGCAUGGCCAUCCAGCAGAAGCUGGCCCUCACGCAGCGUCUGGAGGACCUGGAGUUCGACCACGAGCAGACCCGCCGCGGCGGAGCCAACGGCCGCACCAAGUCGUCCAGGGCCAAGCUGGCCCAGAGCGCGGCCCAGCCGUCCCAUGUAAGUCCGACCCUCACGGCCACCUGCGGGGGUCGGGGCGAGCCCAACGGCCUUCUGGGAACGCCUAUGGUGUUCUGCAGCGAGAAGUACAAGAUCUACUGCGACUAAAAGUUUCAUGAGUGUGUGUUUGUCUGAAACGGCACUAAAUCGGUGUACAAAGCCCCACUACUCACAUGCUCGGCUCUCUCGCUCGCUCUCCUGCUGACCUGUGCGGUGUGUAUGUGUGUCUGUUAGGGCUGUGUAUGGGUUUGCCUACCAUUGUAUUAGUAGCUCUGUGAAUGAGGACGGCUAAUAUGGUAGCACUAGCUAAAAAAGCUGCCAAAAUUAGUUGUUUUGUUGUUAUUUUCUUUCACACAGAGGGCAGAGUGUUUCCUUCUGUACUCAUGGUGCUGUAUCUUAAGCGGCAGAUAGAUUUGCGUACGCGUGUGUGCUUGUUUCCUGACCUGACCGCUAGUCAUGCUAAUCGGAGGUAGCCGCGAGGGCGUUGUUUUUUGUGGUCGUGCCGUAAUCCUAGCUGCCCUUCGCAACUCAGUAGACUUCUUUAAGCGGUCCCUCCUGCCCUCUCCCUCGUUCCCUCUCUCUCCUGCCUCGGAGAAAACCUCCCUCAACCUGAACCUGGCAACCCGUUGUCUAAUCAGGUGGCUAAUGUUUACAUUCUUAAAUAAACUCGUGAAUAUGCAAUUUCCCCCAGUCUUCUGACAGAAGGGGAGAACAAGUAUUUUUGAUACGAAUCGAAACUUAAAACCAGACAAACGACGGGUUUGCCAACAAAUUUAGGACGUUUUCCUGUCCUGUCUCGCUCAGCUGGAGGUGGGCGGGAGAGGGCGUCCGAUUUUUUUGCUCUUUUUCGCAGAACGGCAAGAUUUUACGCCAAGAUUCAGAUUCAGACUGUAUUUUUUGGCACUUGCAUGCGUUUUUUUUUUUUAUCAAUUGCUAGCAGAUUCUUGGCUGCGAACAACUACAGCUCCUGUCGUUCUUAGUACUUUACAGCAUCUUGGGUUCCGUCUCCAUCUUGAGCACAUUUAAAACAGGGCUCUACACGCAAAAAAAACAAAAAAGUGAGAGAAAGAGAGAGGAAUCAAUUUAAAUUAAAGAGGAACUAAUUCCUCCUCUAAACCCUGUUGCUGUCUUUCUCCAUGGAUCUGUCUCUCAGAAAACGUGGAGAAAGCUUCUUCUUUAUAGCCAUAACACUGGAAAAUAAAGAAGGUAGAGGGAGAAACGGAAUCAGCCCUCUCCCUUCAAAUUCAAGUGCACUUCAGCGAGGGGACUCAGGUUCCGCACUUUGCCGCACAGAAAGGCAGAUUUGAAGGAAAAACACUUCUUAAGAUCUGUAAAAAAAAAAAAGGAAUUGUUUUUUUGGUGGUGGUUCAACUGAUCCAAAAACAAAGAAGAAACUAAGAGCACAACACAUAAAAAAAAUCACUCUGAUCAGGAUGUCAAGUGAAAAUUAGUACAAUGGGAACGUAAAAAACAACGUUAAAAAAACAUCACCAUAGAAAAGUGCCUGUCUCUCGACUUCUAUCAGCAACCGAUCAUUUCUCACUGUAAAGCCCUGUCCUUUGUGUUUUGGAAAGCUUGCGCUAAUCUUUCCUCUUUGACCCCGCCCACUCCAUUUGCUUCUAGGUCUAAAAUCUCUAAAAGUGUGUGUGUGUGUGUAUUUGAGUAUACGAGUAUGUAUACGAGUUUGCGAGCGCGUCAUCGACCCCUUUCCAGUCUAACGUCUUUUUUCCUCUUCUUGCUUCUCCUCCUCCUCCUCACACCUUUCUCCUUUUAGAUUGUCAGCAGCUUGCUCCCAAUGCCUCGUCACUCUCCCUUUAAAUAACGGCAGGUAACGUUCCCGUAUUUCCUGUAACACUGUCGUGAACCUCUUCUCUCAGAGGAAAUGCCGGAGCAGCGUUUAUUGUGUUUGUUCACGGUAAACAAAGCUGGGUAUCGUUCAUUCAUUUCCCAGGCAUUCCAUCAUGGUUUCAUGGGAGGAGAAAAAAAAUACACCAUUUUAAAAGCUUUAAUGUUGCAAGCUAUUGCUAGGCUAGGUCAAAUAAAACAAGGAAGCAAAGGGUGGGGCUUGUAUUACAACAUGAUAAUAAUCCUACACUUGUGGAUGAUGAUUAUGCUGGUGAUGAAAAUGACUUUGUUAGCUUUAUUACUCUAAAAGCAGGGUUGAGGACGGACGAGGAAAUCACUGUUGUGCUUUUUUAUACACAAAUAUAUAUUGCGUCAAAUUUCUUAAAACGUUAUAUAUAUAUAUUCUUAAUGAAUUCCUAUUCAGGGUGAAUCUUCCCAGGCCAGCUUCCUCCUAGCCAGAGGAACGCAGACACCUCAGUCCUCAACUCUGCUUCUGCCUGUGCUGCAUAUAAGCCCUCGUUAGGCCUUUAGAUAAUAAUAAUAAUAACGUACUGUAUUAAACAGACAGACACAAAGCUAUCGCUGUCAUCUUACUCUCUUACACUCACAUAAACACACAUGUAUACACACGCGCAAAUACAUACGCACACCUUCCUCACACACUCACAAAAACACACACGGACACACACACCGCUUGGAUCUGACCACUCUCUUUUAUGUUCCUUCAUGCAUCCUGUUAGCAACAACUGAGGGCUUAAGAUGAGACGUUAAAUGUUUUAGUCAGAUGAGACGAGUCGAGUCGAGAUGAUGAGGGGUUAACUCUUACAUUACUGUUGUAUAAUCAGAUGGGGUCACUGGGCGGGUUGGGAAAAAGGUUCCCCAGUUUCUUGUGAACGGGAUAAAAUGGUGAAAUAUUUAGCAAAUAAGCUGUGUAAUUUUGUCUUUUAUUUUUGUUUGUUUAUUUGUUGGUUUAUUCGUUUGUUUUUCUCUGGCUCCGUGGACAUUGACUCAAUUGGCGUGUUAACAUUCUUCUCAGCAUAGAUAACUAACUGAUCACAAAGUGGAAUUUUUGUUUUUUAUCUAGUAUUGAUUAUAAAAAAGUCAAUGUCCACUCCUCCGAGCCCUCUCUGAUUGGUUGAUGCCCCGCGAAAUGCAUGCAGUAUAUAACCCAGGUAUAUGCCCAGUUUAUUAAUUGACUUGCAUGGCAAUGAGAAUCCCCACUCCCAGGUCUGAGAGGGUGGAGCUUCAGCGGGAGAUGGGCGGGGUUUUUGCUACUUGUGAGCCAAUGGCUUUCUGCACGUGCUGUUUUCUACUUUACACAACACAAAGGCGAAUUACUGACGUUUGGCUUUUGGAGACUAACCUUGUUUUCCUCUUGCUCGUAAACUAAUAUCGGCUUUUUUGUUUUGUUUUUUGCUUUUUACUUUUAAAGGUUCGCUUUAACGUGCUGCCAGCAUGCCUCUGAUUUGCAUAUUUGAAACGGCACUAAAUUUAACCGUAACGCUAAUCUCUAUUAUUUCUUUGUUUUCUCCAUUUUGCAGUAAAGUCCAGCCCCCUAGUUGAGCUGGGAAGUCGACAUUCCAUCACUGCCGACAAAUUCAGUCUGCCAUAAAGUUUUAGCCCAAUGGAAAUCCAAUGGAAGACUGAAACUAAUUGUUACAAAUUCUGGAUUACGAACAUUUCCCCACUUCUACUAUAGGAAACGAGUAAAAGUGAAAUCUAGCGUAAUACUUCUUUUGUUUUUCGUUUAUUUUUUUUUAAGUAUAGUGGAAAGCCUGUGCUCACAAAGAAUGGAAAACUCCGCCCAUACGAGUUACGGUUAAGUAAAUCGUCCAAAAUUAGAAAUAUAUAAAGAGCUGAAUAGACGUAAUACACUACAACAACAGACUUGUAGUCUUUUUUUGUCUUUUUUUGUUUAACCUGUGCACUUUUAAUAUAGGAGUAUAUCGCUUUAUUAUUAAUCUAGGAAAGGUUUGUAGUGCUUUGGUUUGUGAGUCAGUUCAACUAUACCCAAUACUACAUACACAUAUAUAUAUAACUACAUAUAUAUCUAUAGAGACGAUAACCAAACAUUCAUAUACACACUCUGCAUACCAGUAUCAGAGUAUCAGAGAUCAACUUACUCACUUAUCCAAAUCUACUCCCACUGCAAACCAGUCCUGUUGUAUUCUGUGAAAUGAAUCCACAAGCAUUCAUCCUUUAUAUUUCCUUUAUGAUGUUGAUCAUUUAUUGUGUUUUAUUGUAUUUGAAUUUGUUUCAUUUGUUCUACUGCCAUAUUCUGAAACAAACUCCCGGGUGGUCAGAUGCUGGGCUUUUUUGUCUAUUUAUUAUUCUUAGGAAUAGUUCAAAGUGAACGUGGAGAAACUUGACGACGUUCUGGCUUAACACGGUAAAGUGAAAGCAGGCUUCAGGAAAUACAAACCCAGAAACGUGUGAGAAAAACAGCGAGUACACUAAUAAAAAGGAGCAUGGGUUUUGUUUUUCUUCCUGCCAUUCUUUACUCAAGCUUUCUAGGGAUCGCUGACUUCACGAAUUCUCUGCGAGCGUAAUCGAAUCAAUUCCAAAUUGGAAUGCUCUCAUUCUCUCUUUAUUUAUCGUGCCAAGUCUCGGUACACCGUUUAUUUUUUGUUACGUUUGAUGUGAGAAAAAGAGAAAAAGGAUCAAAACCAGACCGAAGACGAAGGAGCUGUUUAUAGUGGGUCCCGAUUCCCACGAUCAUUCCCUGCGUUUGAUUUAGUUUCUUCUUCGUUUUUACGGGCUUUUUGCUCUUUGUUCAGACCAGUAGUGCCUUUCGUUAUUUCAAGAGAGAAUUCUAGUCUAGAUAUUAGUUUAUUCUCGUAGUUUCUUUUGGCCUCUCCUGAAGGUAAGGAGGAAUUUCUUACUUCAGAGGACACUUAGAAGCAGCAAUAAGUGCAGAGAACACACAAUCUGUUUUUGGCGAGUGUGUUUCCUUAGUCUUGAGACAUUAGGUGAAUUUAAACUUUUGUGGUGAAUUCUUGAACUCAGCGAUCCCCUUAGCAAAUUCAGGGGUUUUAGCAAAAGGUCUUUUUUUAAAUCAAGUGGUGGGAAUCAGAAAUGUUUUUGCCUCAUAAUGAACAAAAAAAAAAGAGAAAGAGACACUGCACGCUUGUGUGGCGUAUCGCUGAUGAAGACUGGUGUAUCUAUAGCUUUUAUUUGGUAAAGGUAGCGUGGUAUCGAUAGUAUUGUUGACAAAUGUGUGAACACGCGUCCUCCUUUUGUCAUUUUGAGUUUCACUGUUUUUUUGUUUGCUGUUUUUUUUUGUUUGUUUUUUUAAUGCUUUUUUUACAUAAUCUUUUUAAAAACAUUGUAAUUUCAGGAAACAGAAAACAUUUUGCAUCAACAAGCUUGAAAAGUGCCACGAAAGUCACACGCGGUUUGUUGAGGCGUAAAUGCAAAUAAGCACAUUUUGGACGUGAGCAAAACAGAAAAGAAAAGAAAAAAGAAAUUGAAUCAAGUGCAAUUCAGAACGCUGAUUUACACGGAGAAUGAGGUUUUCUGUUUGCUGGAAGCGAUAGCGCUGUGAUAUUCAACUAGCUGUGCGAAAUUUACAUGGUCAUAAUUGUGUUCCAGUAUUGAUCCGAAAGGAGCGUUUGAUACCUUUAUAUAAAACAAUGAAUUCAUCCAUAUGUUGGUAUUUAUUUGCAAUGUCUUGCAGUACUGUACUCUUUAUCAAUAACGUGCAUUAUGAUUAGUGACAAAAAAAUAAGGAAAAGAACUCAAAUUUAAUGUCAUAUGCAUGUUUUUCUUCCGUCAUGGAAACUUUUACACAGAACUGAAAACAAACAUAGAACUUUAAAGAGGUUAGAAAAGCAAAAGAUAAAAAAAAAUGAAAUGACUAAUGAGAAUAAAUGAAAUGUGUUUAGCUAUUGAGUGAAGUAGAACUAACCCAGAAAAAGUGUUGUUUGGUUUUCUGUAGAGGGUUACUCGGUCUGUGUAAAGGUAGUCAUGCUGGUUAAAAUCAAUAAAUGGGACUAAAACGGU
This is a messenger RNA of Astyanax mexicanus (Mexican tetra), 8595 nucleotides long. RefSeq names its product protein bicaudal D homolog 2. The transcript has 9 exons. NCBI's taxonomy places the organism in Eukaryota, Metazoa, Chordata, Actinopteri, Characiformes, Acestrorhamphidae. The record is from RefSeq and is a predicted model, not a curated record. The coding region runs from base 310 to 2856 and encodes 848 amino acids. Gene Ontology annotation, cellular component: cytosol; Golgi apparatus. Gene Ontology annotation, molecular function: dynein complex binding; dynactin binding; cytoskeletal adaptor activity. Gene Ontology annotation, biological process: regulation of microtubule cytoskeleton organization; microtubule anchoring at microtubule organizing center; protein localization to organelle.